Molecule: messenger RNA, 2784 nt
Organism: Euleptes europaea (tarantolino)
Lineage: Eukaryota; Metazoa; Chordata; Lepidosauria; Squamata; Sphaerodactylidae
Gene: E2F8
Product: E2F transcription factor 8
Exons: 13
Coding region: 7-2784 (925 amino acids)
Biological process (GO): regulation of transcription by RNA polymerase II
Cellular component (GO): RNA polymerase II transcription regulator complex
Molecular function (GO): DNA-binding transcription factor activity, RNA polymerase II-specific; RNA polymerase II cis-regulatory region sequence-specific DNA binding
Source: RefSeq, a predicted model, not a curated record
GCUAAAAUGAACACCAAAGACAAAGAGAACCAGUCUUUUGAACCACAUGAAAGCAAUGUGAAAACUCCUCUGAAACAGAGAACUACCUCCAAUUUGUUCUUGACAGAGAUCCAGCCUGCUGCUGCUUGCCAUCUGACGACACCACCAAAGCCUAAUGAACUCUCUCCGGCAGACCCCUGGACACCAACAGCUAACCUUAAAAUGCUGAUCAGUGCCGCUAGUCCUGAGAUUAGAAAUCGGGAACAGGAAAAAAAAUUAUUGGACAACAGAAGUGAAACCCUUGAGGACCAUUUAUCAGGAGAUGAAUAUGAAAAAUCCCAACCGAGCCGUAAAGAGAAAAGCUUAGGAUUGCUGUGUCACAGAUUUUUAGCUCACUAUCCUCAUUAUCCCAACUCUUCUACAAACAACGAAAUUUGCCUUGAUGAAGUAGCAGAAGAACUUAAUGUUGAACGCAGACGCAUAUAUGACAUAAUGAAUGUUCUAGAAAGUCUUCAUAUGGUGAACCGGCUCGCCAAAAACCGGUACGCUUGGCAUGGUUGUCAUAAUCUUAAAAAAACACUACAGGUUUUGAAAAAAGUGGCCGAGGAGAACAAAUACAUGCAGCAAAUUCAGUUGAUUAAAACAAGAGGAGGUGAAGAAGAACCUGAGGGGAAUGAUCAGAGGAUUGAGUUGAUGGCAAAGCAUGAUAUUCCGAGCAGCCAUAUGGAUAUAAGCUUCGUUGAACUUCCCGGGAUGGAGUUUCGAGGAGCUUCAGUAAACAGUCGUAAAGACAAGUCAUUAAGAGUGAUGAGUCAGAAGUUUGUGAUGUUGUUCCUUGUAUCCACCCCUCAAGUUGUGAGUCUUGAAGUUGCCGCUAAAAUUUUGAUUGGUGAAGACCAUGUUGAGAAUUUAGAUAAAAGCAAGUUUAAAACUAAAAUCCGGAGACUGUAUGAUAUUGCUAAUGUUCUCAGCAGCCUUGAUCUAAUCCAGAAGGUUCACAUUAAAGAAGAGAAGGGCCGCAAGCCAGCAUUUAAAUGGAUAGGACCCGAUGUUUUUUCAGAUGCUCAGGAUGCGCCAUCUGUACUUUCGCCCAUGACUGUUGCUCCAGCUCAUCCUGUGGAACAGAAGUCUUCCAAAGAGCAUUGUUCCAAGAACCUUUUCCCUACAAGGUGUAAACAAGGCUUCACACGGCAUCCGUCUUUAAUAAAAAUGCCAAAGAAUACACAGAGUGAUCAUCGGAAAAUUCAUUCUGCUCCAAGCAGUCCCAUCAAGAAAAACACGAGUCACAUUCCACCAGGCUUUCCAAGCAAGAUGGCGCAACUUGCGGCAAUUUGCAAACAGCAAUUAGAUGAGCAAUCAAGGGAAUUGAAAAAAAGAAAAUUGAAAUUGGCUUCCUCUCCCUUGCCACACACUCUGGCUUUGCAAGCUAAAUCUUGUUUGCAGUCUGAAACAUUCUUAAAGUCUGAAACAUUCUUGUUGCCUUCUCAUGUAGAAGUCCUACCUCUGAUCCACAGCUCAGCGUUUCCACCAGUACUACCUCAUAUCCAUUCCAGUGCGGCGUACUCCGUGUAUGUGCAUCCUUCCCAAACGCAGAUGGCGACAGCGUACAAUCCAGGUUUCACAGUGCAGCCUUUUGCCUGUGCUAAUGUGGUUGGAAUCAAAUACCCUGCAGAAACUGGUUCAAAAGCAGCCCCUGGCCAAAUGCUUACUGAAGGCAACGACAUCAGUGUGGGAAAGAGAGAUGCUCCAGCUAAAGAUGAGAGCAUCGGGGCUGCCAAGAAGCAAGGAGGUUUAGAAGAUGGCUGUACACCAGAGAAAUUUCUUAAAAGGUGUAAAUUAGUCCUGGAGUAUAGUCCGGUGAAAAAAUGUAAACGUGAGGUAAAACUUCAAGACACGUUACUGGGAAAAUCCAUUAAGAAUUCAGACACCCGGUCUUCCAUAGCUUUACAUCUGGACCAGGAAGACUUAACUUCAUCAGCAGAGGAACAAAAUCAAUACAAAAGCAGGGAACAUGAAUCCGAGCAGCAGAAGCAGAGAAAUCUUUUGGGAGAUGACAGCUCCUUCCCGGCACAGGAGACGCCUGCGCAUAAGGCAUGGUUUCCUUCAAGUUACCUGAUUCCUCUUACUCAGUGCACCCAACUUGGCAAUGAGACCACUGUUUCUAACAAAGGGAAAGCCGAGAUGAGUUUAGCAGAACAGAAGUCCUACAGUUCCAUUACUGCUGGUGACAUUCCGGUGAUAUCAGAAUUUACAGCAGUUAAUUUACCUGCUUUUCACAUAACACCUCUGAACCUAAUGCUACCACCAUCUUCUGUACCUACCAUUCCUGUGGCGAACAGUGCUGUUCUUCCUUCACUUGUCCGUGCUAAUCCUAUCCAGGCCCAAAGUUCUUCUGUCUUGAACUUUACACUGCAGCACUUGGGACUUGUACCAGCUACUGUGCAGAUGUCUGCAGAUCCAGGACUUGGAUCAGCCCUGAUCCAUCAAGGAGCAGAAGGCGUUCGUUCUGUUCCUAAAAGUGUCGAUUUGAAGCAAGGGAAAACAUUACAAAAUGCUUUACUGGAGCAGAGCCACGGGUUAAAUGGAAAACAAGUUCUAACAAUUCCAUUACAGCAGACCACAGUUCCUAUUACAUGUAGAGUUUCUAAAGAAGGCAAUGAAAGAUGUUUCCACGCACCAAGCAAACCAGCCACAGUUCCUAGCUCUUGUUCAUCUGCUCCUGAGCCAAGUAUCAAUGGACGUUCCCAAGGAACAUUGUCAGAGCUGCAAAGAAAACUCGAUGCAUCAAAGGGAGAUGAAUUUUGA